Musa acuminata subsp. malaccensis (wild Malaysian banana) is the source of this 2724-nucleotide messenger RNA. RefSeq names its product rop guanine nucleotide exchange factor 3. Gene Ontology annotation, molecular function: guanyl-nucleotide exchange factor activity. The record is from RefSeq and is a predicted model, not a curated record. Lineage: Eukaryota; Viridiplantae; Streptophyta; Magnoliopsida; Zingiberales; Musaceae.
UGUCUACCCACCAAAUACAGAGAAUAUCGAAGGAGAAGAGAUCGUGGGAAGCCACAAAUUGAUCACUACUCCAAGAUUCAUAUAUUUUAUUCCUCUGAGAGUUCAUCCUUUGACUGAUGGAAUUGUUUAUGCAAAGUAUGAUUGAAUCCACUCAAUCUGAGGUGUGACAUGCUAAAUAAAUAUGUGAACACGACGUUGCAGGAAUGUUUCCCCAGGAAAAGAAAAUUAUUUUGUAACCAACAUUCCAAGUCUUCUGUGGAUGAACCAACACAAGAUUCAAGAAAGCUGUGGCCUGGCCUGGCCUGGAAAAAGCAUUUUGAGACUUUUCGUCACUUCUUAUCAUGACCAUAGAUGGGAGGGACCCAGUAAAAUGAUAACAGAGAAGCAGCAGACCACCAAAUCAAACACUCAUACACAUGUUCUUACUGAUGAUGAUAAAUCUCUUGGAGAGUGUUAUAGUAAUGGUGAUCAUAAGCCUAGUUCGUGAUCUUUUUGAACAUUCACCAAAAGUGAUGGUCUACUUACUGACUUAGAAGACCUCUAGAGGCAUAUUAAGUACAGGGUUCUUCCUACAAAUCAACUUCUUGUUUUCUCCAUUUUGGGCAAUUAACUUUGAAGGUACAGAAGCCAUUAAUCAACUGAUUUGUCAAUAUAAAACCAUGUAAUUUCCAGAAUAUUAAGUCCUUCGAGCCUCAUUCUUCCAUCAAGAUAAGAGUUGGUCCUCCUCUAGCUCUUAUAUCAUGACACCACCCUGUGCAAAUACAUCCCUUGACUAGGUAGUGUAGAAGCCAUCAAUCAACUGAUUUGUCAAUAUACAACCAUGUAAUUUCCAGAAUAUUGAGUCCUUCGAGCCACAUUCUUCCAUCAAGAUAAGAGGUGGUCCUCCUCUAGCUCUUAUAUCAUGACACCACCCUGUGCAAACACAUCCCUCCACUAAGUGCCAUUCUGAAGGAUUUGCCAACAGGCUAUCACCUCCUGUCAUCCACUUUCUGUCAUUUGAAUCCAAGAUUUCCAUAGAAUCUUAGCAAUUGAUCUCCUCUGUAAAGCAAAAGAGCAACAUACUGUGGAGAAGAGCUUGCAAGCACCAAAAGUUUAUGCGAGGGAAAGGCUUCAAACUGAUUGCAAAGCACAGAAUUCUGGAUUUCAAAUAACAAAAGAAAGGUUUGGCAAAUUGGAGUCACUGGAAUUCUCUCCAUGGAUAGUUCCUCAGUGUCUGAUGAUAACUCGGAGCUGGAUUUCCAUCCCUCCUCAGAUCGGUUGACAAGAUCAAACACAGAUAUGGGAUGCUCCACCCCUGGAUGCAAUUCGAUCGACUACAGCCGCACAAUCUCCACAGUCUCAACCUACUCUGAGGUCAACGAUGAGAACAGCAGCCCAUAUGAUCCCCCUCCGGUUGGAUGGCCAAUCUCUAAGCUUGUCGGACGGGCAUCACCUGAUUUAAGCAAACAUGGAAGAAAGAAGACUGAUGAUAUGCUCGACUGGAAACCAGGAUCUCAAGAUAUAUCACUUUCAGAGCUUGAGAUGAUGAAGGAGAAGUUCUCAAAGCUGUUGUUGGGUGAAGACAUGUCAGGAGGUGGCAAAGGAGUUUGUUCAGCUGUAGCACUUUCAAAUGCCAUUACCAACCUCUAUGCUACUGUAUUUGGCCACUUCUAUAAAUUAGAGCCUGUGUCACCUGAAAAGAAGAACAUGUGGAGGAGAGAGAUGGAUUGCCUUUUGUCGGUCUGUGAUUACAUAGUUGAAUUUUUUCCUUCUUCUCAAACCUUGCCAGAUGGGACUACUCUUGAUAUCAUGGCAACAAGACCAAGAUCAGAUAUCUACUUGAACCUUCCUGCACUUGAAAAGCUAGAUGCCAUGCUUCUUGACAUACUGAACAGCUUUAAGAAAACAGAAUUCUGGUAUGUUGAAGAAGGCAAACAAUCACCAAGUGCCUCCUCAAGGUCCUUCCGUCGGGUAGUUCAAAGAAAAGAUGAAAAAUGGUGGCUGCCUGUCCCAUGUGUUCCUGACUCUGGCCUGUCCGAGGAAGCACAGAGGGCAUUGCAGAAAAGGCGUGAUUGUGCAAAUCAAAUCCACAAAGCAGCCAUGGCCAUCAACAAUAGCAUACUAGCUGAAAUGGAAGUCCCAGAGUCAUACAUGGCAUCCCUUCCAAAGAGUGGCAGAUUAGGUGUAGGAGAUUCAAUCUACCGCUACAUGUCAACAAUAGAGCCCUUCUCUCCAGAUCAUCUUCUUGAUGGCCUCAAUAUAUCUUCAGAACAUGAUGCACUUGAGAUAGCAGACCGUGUGGAGGCUUCAAUGCAUGUAUGGUGGCGAAAGGCAAGCAUGCAUACUUCCAAGUCAUCAUGGGAUAUGGUCAAGGAUCUGGUGGCUGAUGAAAACAAAAAUCAGAUACUUGCAUCUAAAGCAGAGACUCUCCUGCUAUGUUUGAAACAAAGAUACCCUGGCCUGUCACAGACAACUCUAGAUACCAGCAAAAUCCAGUACAAUAAGGAUGUUGGACAAGCAAUUCUUGAGAGUUACUCAAGGGUACUGGAAGGUUUAGCAUUCAACAUUGUUGCAUGGAUCGAUGACGUUCUUUUUGUGGAUGCAUCUGUUAGAAAACGGUUAAGAGCAACUCAACAACGAAGUCAAAAAGAGAGUCUUCUUUAAUACUUUGGCUAUUCAUUGACUUAAUAGAUGUAGUACUGACCAUAGAAGUAAAGGAUUUCUUUGACCCUGAAACACCAUAAC